Huiozyma naganishii CBS 8797 is the source of this 1164-nucleotide messenger RNA. RefSeq names its product putative serine/threonine protein kinase ENV7 (gene ENV7). Bases 1 to 1164 code for a protein of 387 amino acids. NCBI's taxonomy places the organism in Eukaryota, Fungi, Ascomycota, Saccharomycetes, Saccharomycetales, Saccharomycetaceae. Gene Ontology annotation, cellular component: cytoplasm; Golgi apparatus. Gene Ontology annotation, molecular function: protein serine/threonine kinase activity; ATP binding. Gene Ontology annotation, biological process: vacuolar protein processing; regulation of vacuole fusion, non-autophagic; protein phosphorylation. The transcript has a single exon. The record is from RefSeq and is a predicted model, not a curated record.
AUGGAGUCUCUCAUUAAAAGCGUGUGGACAAAUUGUUGUUGCUGCUGUUGGUCGUUCGGGAACUAUGCUGAUUCUUUGAUCACCAUUAAUGCAAGGAAAUAUCAGAUUGUGAGGCUACUCAGCGAAAGCGAGUUGUCACUCACAUACCAGGUCAAGUCCUUGACCAGCGGAUCAAUUUUUGGUGGGAUGAGAAGGCAAUCGAGUAUGUCUACGAGUAAUCUCAACGACAUCGACGGGUAUGACGAACCGACGGAUAUGGUGGUAAGGCAGAUAAUGUGUCCCUUUGGUGACAUUGAGAGUGUUUCGAACGCACUCAAAGAAAUCGACAAUUACAGGUACUUUAAAUCCCCUUAUAUCAUGCAGUGCCUUGAUUCGCAGGUCAUUCAAAGGAGGGACGGUUCCAAGACAGUGCUAAUACUGCUUCCCUAUCUACCACUGGGGUCCCUGCGCGAUGCCAUUGACAGAAAUCUACUGGAUGGCAUUAGAAUGUCCGAAAGUGAAGUGAUAAGGGUUAUGAUUGGUACGUGUCGUGGUUUGCUCUAUCUGCAUGACCCAACUUCAAGGGGGAACCUCGGGUCGAGUAUGGGCCCUCAAAACGGUAUGGACGCCGUCUCGAUGACGCUGAGUGACGAUGCAGCAAUGCUGUUGGAUGGCACGCCUUUCGAGAUGGAUAUGCUUUCCUCGCACAGCAUGAAGAUGGACUCGUAUGCACACAUGAAUAUCAAGCCGUCAAAUAUCUUGUUUUCUUCAGAUGGACUGCCUGUAAUCACGGAGCUGGGAUCCCUGCAGAAGCUAGACCUUAAAAUUGAAAACGUGAAGAUGUUAAAGUCCAUUAAGGAGUGGACGGAGGAACAUUGCACCGUGUAUUACAUGCCGCCUGAGUUGCUUAAUUUGAAGGUUGGAACAGUUUUGGAUUGCUCGGUUGAUAUUUGGUCUCUUGGUUGUACACUAUACACAUUGCUAUUUGGUAUAUCACCAUUUAAGAGAGAGGAGCAGGUCAAUGAAGUACCGUUAAAGUACGGGAUAUCAAAGGCUCGAUAUUCUUUCCCCGAAGGCCAUGUAUACUCGAAAAAACUGGUAUCUGUAAUCGAGACAUGUUUGCAAGUGAACCCCACUAUGAGGCCUACGGUCAACGAACUUCUGGGUCAAUUGCAAGACAUAUGA